Messenger RNA from Acanthocheilonema viteae, 1155 nucleotides. The record is from the annotation of a GenBank genome assembly. NCBI's taxonomy places the organism in Eukaryota, Metazoa, Nematoda, Chromadorea, Rhabditida, Onchocercidae.
AUGGCUAAAUGGGGUGAAGGUGAUCCGCGAUGGAUUGUGGAGGAACGUCCAGAUGCUGUUAAUGUCAACAACUGGCAUUGGACAGAGAAGAAUGCAACACCUUGGUCGAAACAGCGCCUAAAAGAACUACUAGAAGGGCAGAAGUAUGAAAAUGGUUCGACUGUCGUCAUAUUUAAGGAACUCAAAAAAUUAGACGGUGAGGCGACAGCAAACAACCGGAAAGCUAAAUUAAUUUUCCUCUUCGAGUGGUUCAUUGAAUUAACUUUUGAAGUGAAAAUUGCUGGUUCGGAUAUCGAUUAUGAAGGACAUAUUGAAAUACCAAAUUUGAGCGAUGAAAAUGAAGCUAAUGAAGUUGAUGUAACUCCGUCAAUCACUACCACCGGACCUCAUGAAGAUCGAAUAAGACACCUUCUGAAUAAUGAAGUGGCUGCAUUCUUACGUCAACAAUUAGCUGUUUAUAUUCGAGAAUUGAAAGAAGAAUUCAGCAAAGGUUUAAUAUUACCAACUGACCGUGCAAAACCACAGGUAACCAGUGCUGACAGUGAUCUUACGAAGUCUGCGCCGGUCAGCGUCGAUGUUAAAAGCUUAUCAUUUACGGAGUCAUUUAAAGUUCAGCCAGAUCAGUUGUGGGAAGUACUUACAGAAACUGAGAUGGUAAAAAAAUGGUCGAACAACGACGCAAAGCUUGAUCUCAAACCUCAAGGCGCUUUUACAUUAUUUGGUGGCAUGGUUACGGGUGAAUUCGUUAAAAUUGAACCAUGUAAGGAACUUACAAUGAAAUGGCGCUUAAAAACUUAUCCAUCAGGAUGUUUUGCAAGUGUUACCUUCAGAUUGAAGGAUGAGAGGGAUAGUACAACACUAGCAGUGGAUGUAACAGGCAUCCCAUCGACGGAAUAUGAUGCUACUGAGAACGUGUCAAAACUUGAAAGUUUUUAUGUGGCUCUUUCGUAUGUUUAUACAGGAGAUGGAUAUAAAUCUGUUGUUCAAAUUUAUGUCAGUAAAGGUAUCGCGGUUGUUUUUUAUUAUGGUUAUUCAGUAAUGGUGAUACGAAUUUCGAAGCUGGUUCAUUUGGCUCUGUCUCAGUCUUUUGAUGAAAUUUUUCUGCGCAUUCAGGAUGGUGCAAAGCAAUGCAUUAAAAAGCGGGGAUUGUAUUAA